CCCUCAACACUCAACACCCCCGCUUUCAACCCUCUCUGAUCGCCAUACCUCUCCAGUUGCCCUCUGCACUCGGUCGUGUGUGCUCGAGGCCAAGUUCCUCUUUGGUUGAGCAUUCGUUUCGUGCACUUUCUUUGCCGCACCUGCCCUUUCUCUUAAAGCGCAGCGCUUUUCCCUCACUUUCAACCCAUCGUUCGCUUCUUGGUUGUUUGCCGAGAGCCUGUCAUCUACCACCUUUCCUUAGGGAGCCUCACGACAAGCCCUAACCGGAUCGAAUCUGGUCAUCUUUACCGCUUCCAUGCACCAGAAGCAAUAACAACCAUCUAACCGCAUUUACCAAGGCCGUCUGUUGCUUUCUCGUUGGUCUCUCCCGACCCAAAACGUACAAUCGGUCCCCAAUGUUACAAGGUAUCCGAGCGUCGACCUUGACGGUGCCUUCCUUUGGACACAGUCUGUCACUCACAGGCGUCCAAAAGAUGGAGAGCUAUGGUGACGUUGAUCCCUGGAGUUGGGCCACGUCCCAACCAGGCAGCCUGGCACAAGGCUAUGGUCCCAUCUUCGACCAGUCCUUGUACAGCUCGACGACACCCGGCGCACACCACCUCCCGCACAGCCUGCCACCUCGCCAUCACUCCAUUCCGGGCUCCCAUGUAGCCACUUCCUCCCCCGUCUCGCAUGCGCAGACGCCCACUCCACCCCCAGCGAGGCAGCAUUCGCAAGUCUCUGGGAGUCUGAUCAAGGCUCAACCCGCCUUCAAACCGACAUGGCACGGCUUCCUGGACACGACCAGAGAUGCCAUGACCAUCGUCGAGGCCGCAUUGCAGGGCCGCCUCAAUCACAUCAGCCGGCGGCCGCACGACAAGGAAAGAGCCGAGAUGCUCACUUCAGGCACCGUGCUGGUCUACGAGGAAAACGCCUCUGGCAUCAAACGAUGGACAGACGCCGUACACUGGUCACCCAGUCGGGUCAUGAACAACUGCCUCAUCUACCGUCAGCUCACACGGGCCCUGCGUCCCGAUGAGAAGAAGUCGGCUUUGAAUCCCUCCUGUGGAAACAAGCGGAAGCGGAAAGAGAGUGCAACUCCUGCCAUCAACAGCAACGGCGAAAUCGUACAUGUGGCCGAAGACGAGUACGAGCAUGCGACCAUGGAAGUUGCCGCCGAGGAGAACUCCUUGGAUCCGCUCGACAAGGUGUAUGCCAACUUCGCCCAAAGACUGACUCCGGAGCAACAACGCCGCUUCUGCGGCUCGCUCAUUGACAGCUACGAGUUCAAGGAGGGCGGGUUGAUGAAGAAGACCAUCUCGGUCAAGUACCAGGGGACCCACCACCACGUCAUCUCGUACUACACGUUGGAGGAUGUUGUCGAAGGGAAGCUGAAGCGUCCUUGCGAGGAUCCGAACCUGGCCGACAUUCAGCCCCGCCCAGAGUUGCUGGAUGGCUGGAAAGUCAGCCUCGAGGAUGAAGAGAGCCGCGAUAGCCCCGUAUACGGCGGCUAUCCUCAGACUCAGCCAGCGAGUUUUGCUCAGCCUUCCGCUCCCGCUCAUCGUCUUGCCGUUGAGACCCAAACACAGACGCAUUCGCCCGUCAAUAUGGCCGCCCCUUCAGAGUACUGGGCGGCAAGUCAUGUCCAGCAAUACACGCCAUCUCAGCAGACCCCUCGAAAUUACGCCUCGACCUCGACCCUCACAUCGCCGUAUGCACAACAGGUAACUCAAGACUAUCCUGUCCAGCAGAACCCCAUGCGGCCAGUCCCGUCCGACUAUCCGCUGCAGCAACCGCCCGUCGCCCAAUAUCAGGCGCCAGCACCGGCCGUCCGCCAGUAUCCUCAACCUCCCUCCAACCAGACCUAUCCCCAGCAACCCUCGUCGUUGGCGUAUCCUGCUCCCCAAGGACCACCCACCCAGCACUACUCCACCCAACCCAGUCAAGGCCCCAGCCCUACGUCUCACUACCAAUCCCCGCCACCAGCGACACAGCAAUUCACGUCCGUAAUCUCCACACCGACAUAUGCCGACCCGCACACCCCUUCAUCCUAUUCAGCACCUGGGCCCAUGCCGUUGGCUCAGCCGUCGCAAUACACGAUGCCGCAAGCGCAAGCCUACGACAUGCCUGUUCAAGUCCAGCCUCACGCUUCAUCGCAGCCGGCUCACAGCUCGUUUCAGCAGCACGACUCGCACGGGAGGGGAUCAGUCAGUGUCAAUCCACAGCCCUAUAGCCAGGCCCAAACACAGCCUUCAUACACCCCAUCCCGGAGGGUAUCACUAUUAGUCCGUCCUUCUGUGUUAUCUCAAUAUAAUAUAAAGGGCAAGCACCAUCGAGUAGACAAAUCCAUCACUUUCCUUUCGACUUCGGCAUACAUGAUUCUAGUAAUACGCAUACCACCGUGACGAGCAACGGCCCAGAUCGGAGGUCACAAUGAUACCCUGAAUACCAGCGGCACGGCCAAGGGUUGGAGUUUUGAUUGUCCUCGUCGACAAGCGCGUCGCAUGCGUUGGGAGAAGAGAGGGGCGUUUCGGAGUUGGAGUUGUUUUGGGCAUGUUUCUGUAUCGCCUUCGCUGGCAGAUUUGUCGCAUCGAUGCGACUGGGGACAAGGAGAAAACUUUUGCAAGGGUUCCGUUCAUUGCCUUUGGAGGCUCUCGUAUCGACCAGUUCCUUUGUUAUUUGGUACCUUUGGCCGGUCAAAGCUUGGUUGUAAUGGAGGCAUCCUAACUUUGUUGAGAUGGGUGGACUUGGGUAGAGACUUUGGCUCGUCCAAAGGACAGCCUCGCGAGGAAAGAAAAAAAAAAUUCACAAUUCAUAAAAGACUUGCACG
Westerdykella ornata is the source of this 2809-nucleotide messenger RNA. RefSeq lists its product as uncharacterized. The transcript has 3 exons. Gene Ontology annotation, molecular function: DNA binding. Lineage: Eukaryota; Fungi; Ascomycota; Dothideomycetes; Pleosporales; Sporormiaceae. Bases 396 to 2384 code for a protein of 662 amino acids. The record is from RefSeq and is a predicted model, not a curated record.